This is a messenger RNA of Peronospora matthiolae, 504 nucleotides long. The record is from the annotation of a GenBank genome assembly. Lineage: Eukaryota; Oomycota; Peronosporomycetes; Peronosporales; Peronosporaceae.
AUGAUCUCGAGCUGGCUUCCUUGCGACGACACAUGUAUGAGGGGAACGCUCGAUUCCAAGCCGCACUCUCAAAGGGAUAAAUCUAAGAGAGCAAAGUACAAAGCAGACUGUUCCAAGGCUCAGACCACGGUUCGCCACCUGCAUGCUGCUCUUGCCGCUGUAUCAGUGGAGCGCGAUCAACUUCGGGAUGAUCUGGCUGAGUUGGAAGCUAAUUAUGACCGAUCGCGCUCCUUGCUCUCCGAUCGUGACGAUCAGUUGGGUCUGCUUCAAGCUACUAUCUCGGGUUUGGAGCUAGAGCGCGAUCAGGCGUUGCGCGAUCGCGACGUUUUUCGAACGAGCAUAGCUACGCUCGUUACCGGCCCCAGUUUAUCUUCCCCGUCCCGUCCAGUUGAGACGGCCCCAUCUACGAGUGCUCGUGUCAAACGCCCAAGCCCCUAUGCUCUAAAUCCUCCUCCGCGGACCAAGAGAGCCAGCAUCGAGGCUACCUCGCAGUCGGUCGUCUAG